Molecule: messenger RNA, 3408 nt
Organism: Solea solea (common sole)
Lineage: Eukaryota; Metazoa; Chordata; Actinopteri; Pleuronectiformes; Soleidae
Product: vomeronasal type-2 receptor 26-like
Exons: 2
Coding region: 792-1781 (329 amino acids)
Biological process (GO): G protein-coupled receptor signaling pathway
Cellular component (GO): membrane
Molecular function (GO): G protein-coupled receptor activity
Source: RefSeq, a predicted model, not a curated record
GAGGUCAGCCCUCAGAGGUGAAGAACUCACACUGGAUGAAGACAAAAUCUUCUGGAACUUUGAAUCCAAACAGGUUAUUUCUUUUUUUCCUACACCACACUCACUACUCGCUUUGGGGCGAAGGUAGCUCAGUGGUAGAGCAAGUUGUCUUUCAACUCGAAGGGGUUCGAUUCCCGGCUCCGCUAGUCUAAAUGCCUUCCUUGGGCAAGUCACUUAACCCCCAAUUGUUCCUGAUGGCUGUGCCUGCAGCGUGUGAAUGGGUAUGAAAGAUGAGUGAUAGAAAAUGCACUGCACAUAGAUGCGCUGUGUGAAAGUGUGAGUGAAUGGGUGCGAAAGGCAAAACUGUAGUGUAAAGCAGCAUUUAAUGAUCAUCAAAAGAUCAUCACUAGAAAAGCACUUUGUAAAUACAGACCAUUUACUACACUGCGCUCACAAAUUUUCAAGGUCCAUUUAACACAACUCUUUCAAGUCUAGUUGGUAGGAGCCUCUAGUUUUGGUUGAGGAAGAGAAAUCAAUGAAGAACCUACAAAUGGGGUUGGCCUCCUGGUGAGAAACCACUGCUUUUGUGAAGUGCUGUGAGAUCAACUCCACAUUAGUUUGAACACAAGAUUCUACAGUCACUCAUUUUUUUAUGAAAGGAACCAUUGACAUGGAUACGGAAACGGAAAUCCAUAGCAACUCUACGGACACAGUAUGAAGUGGCCCUUAAAAUAUAUUAAAACAUUUACUGAAUUUUCUCCACACAGCCUCCUCGGUCAGUGUGCAGUGAGAGCUGUCCUCCAGGUACCCGCAUGGCCACAAAGAAAGGAGAACCUGAGUGUUGUUUUGACUGUGUCCCUUGUUCUGAGGGAAAGAUCAGCAAUACAACUGACUCCAUGGAGUGUACCAGUUGUCCAGAAGAUUUCUGGUCCAGCCCCCAGCGUGACCACUGUGUUCCUAAGAAAACAGAGUUCCUCUCCUAUCAUGAGCCUCUGGGUAUCUGCUUGACAACCACCUCACUGUUGGGCACAUUCAUCUGUGUCGUUGUUCUGGGCAUCUUCAUCCAACAUCACAGCACACCUAUAGUUCGUGCCAACAAUUCAGAACUCAGUUUUCUUCUCUUGGUUUCACUCAAAUUGUGUUUCUUGUGUUCAUUGCUCUUCAUUGGACGACCAAGAUCAUGGACUUGCCAACUUAGACAUGCAGCAUUUGGCAUCAGCUUUGUGCUUUGUGUCUCAUGUAUCCUGGUGAAAACCAUGGUGGUUCUGGCUGUGUUCAGGGCCUCCAAACCAGGAGGUGAGUCCAGUCUCAAGUGGUUUGGUGCUGUGCAGCAGAGAGGGACAGUUCUGGUUCUGACUUCUAUUCAAGCAGCAAUCUGCACUGUCUGGCUUGUCUCUGCUUCACCAGUGCCUCAUAAAAACACCCAGUAUCACAGUGACAAGAUAGUUUAUGAGUGUGAAGUUGGGUCCACAGUUGGUUUUGCAGUUUUACUUGGUUAUAUUGGUUUACUGGCUGUCCUCAGUUGUUUGUUAGCUUUUCUCGCAAAAAAUCUUCCAGACAGUUUCAAUGAGGCCAAACAUAUCACUUUCAGUAUGCUGAUCUUCUGUGCAGUGUGGGUGGCCUUUGUCCCUGCUUACAUCAGCUCACCAGGCAAAUAUGCAGAUGCAGUGGAGGUAUUUGCCAUCCUGGCCUCCAGUUUUGCCCUCUUGGUGGCGCUUUUUGGACCCAAAUGUUAUAUAAUCCUGUUGAGACCAGAGAGAAACACAAAGAAAGCCAUCAUGGGUCGAGGCACCACAAAGUAAAACUGAACACUGCUAUGGGACAGUAGAAAAAUCCGAAAACAGCUUUAUCUCUCUUCUUUAACCUUGUCUCUCUGCCUAUAUUUAAUUCUUGUAGGAACAAGAAGUAUUUUCUUUUUUUCAUUAUUUCAUCUUUAAUAAGCCAUGCCAUCUCAUUGAAGUCAGUACAUAUCGACCUGAAAAAUGUGGGUCCAUAAAGUGACAAUGCUAAGAGUUCUGCAGAAAAAUACUGUUAUUUUUUAUAGAUUUUUACUAAAUUAUUUCAACAAAACACCUUUAAUAAAGUGACAAUUUUAAAAGUUCUAUGACCACCAAACAAAAACCCUAAAUAUUUUUCACUGUUUCAAUUAUAGUAGAAUGGGGAAAUUGAUUAGAAAUGAAAUACACACCAACAUUGAUUCAAAAACACCUUUAUUUAAUGUAUUGAGUUGUAAAUUUAAAAUAUCAACCAAUUAUUCACAAACAGCUCUUCAGAGCCCCCCAGGAGGAAUUGAAAACUAAAAAUGAUAUUUCUCCAUAUGUGUGUCUUGUCUGUUAACAGUACUAUCAUGAAUCUGAAUGCUGGAUCUUUGGUGCAUAUGGGGGUGGGGGGAAGGGAAAAGGGACAAAGUAAGAGACACUGAAAAGUCCUUACUAUAAAAAACAGGAUUUUUUAUUACGUCAGUUUGUCAGUCCUCUGCCGAUGGUGAUUCACACAGCGAAGCAUCUCCACCUUAAAAACGAACCGCCGUGUAAUUCACACAGAAAGCCGGCGCUGCGGCUCCUAAAGAAGUGUGGCAGUACACGUCAUAAUGACGUGUGUUUUCAAGGUGUUUCCACGGUGUCCUCCUGACAAUCAAAACCCACAGACAGUUUAUAGUCCUAUGGAUGCUGUUAUAAUGUGUAGUGAUUGAGAAAGUGACAAAGUUAUGUUUUUUGCACUAAAUUAUGUAAUCGCCAUUAGUGACCAGGACGCUGUCUGACUCCCUUACUCGCAGGGACGGAGGCAUUUUUCCGGGGGAAAGUUCACUGACGUUUCUUUGCCGGUGACAGACGCUGUUUUUGGGCAGACGUGAUGAAGAGUCAGUAGGACGGGUGGGAGGACAGACAGGAGGACGGACGCUUCUCCACGUACUGCUGUGGUAUUGUUUUCCUCAUAGGUUGCCAAAGACAGUUACAGUUACUGUUGUUUGGUCAUGUAAUGUUGCUUUGUGGGACAUGUCGGUAGGUAAACUGUGUAGUUUACCCACCGACACUCCCCAGCUCUGCCAGCUUAUCUGUUCACACUGGUUCGGUUCUCCAAUAAUUCGGCCCUGAUACUACCUCUGGAGGCGGAUCAGCGCCGGAGCGAAAAUUCACCCCUCGCCGCAUCUUAGACUUUCACACAGAGGAGCACAGAAUUGGCACAGGAUCCCCGCAUGCAAACGGAAGUGUGAAUGGGGCUACUGAUAACUAGUGUCGUCACAAUACCAAAAUUAUGACAUCAGUACGAUACCCGACUAAAAUAUCUCGAUACCGAUACUGAAACGAUACCACGGAAAAAAACAAAAACAUCAUCAAAAAGUAAUGGAAUAAAAUAUUACAAUGUGGAACUUAAAAUGAUUUCAUUUCUGAUCAAGACAAAUAAACACAGCUACUGCUUUGUUCAGUC